AUGAAUCAACAAAAAAUUUCAUUCUUCCCAGCAAUUUAUCUUACUCUCUUGGUUUCUUUUUCACUAUGGUCUUGCUUGCUCACUUCAGGACUUUCUGCAACUGAAGCUCUUCUCAAAUGGAAACAAAGUCUCCCAAACCAACCAAUCUUGGAUUCAUGGGUCUCUCCAUCACCUCACAGCAGCAUCAGUGCAGAUCAAUCCCCAUGUUCAUGGCAUGGAAUCAAGUGUGAUUAUUCUGGAAGUGUGGUUGAACUUGACUUGAGUCACACUGGUCUUCGAGGUACUCUUGAAAACUUGGACUUCUCAGCCUUUCCAAAUCUUCUCCUUUUUAAUCUCAAAUUCAAUCAACUGACUGGUCCCAUACCAGAAACCAUUGGGUUGCUCUCAAAACUCCAAUUCCUUGAUCUUAAUCGUAAUCAUCUCAAUGGCACUAUACCUCUUUCUCUUGCUAAUCUUACUCAACUCUAUGAGCUUGACCUUUCAUGGAAUGAACUAACUGGGAUAUUAGAUCCUCGUCUAUUCCCUGAUGGAACUGAUGAUCAACCCAAAAUUGGAUUGAUAGUGAUGAAAUAUCUUUUGCUCCAAGACAACUACCUUGGUGGAAAAAUUCCAAAUGAAAUGGGGAAUUUGAAGCACUUGACUAUCCUAUAUCUGGAUGGCAUAAUUCCCUCAAGUCUAGGUAGACUAACCAAUCUAACUGUGAUGCGUUUCCAAGAGAACCAUUUUUAUGGCCCUUUACUAGAAGGAUUUGGAAACAUUUCUUUUACUAUCAUGCUUCUAUCUCAAAACAAUUUCAGUGGCCAGUUACCAUCACAAAUAUGCAGAGGUGGUAAGCUUGUCAAUUUCACUGCAGCUAACAAUAGUUUCUCUGGUCCAAUUCCCAUUAGCCUAAGAAACUGCCCUUCAUUGUAUAGACUUCGACUUGAACAUAACCAAUUGACUGGUUAUGUAGAAAAGGAUUUUGGAGUGUAUCCUAAUCUUACUUACAUUGACAUCAAUUUCAAUAAGGUGCAAGGUGAGCUUUCUGCAAAUUGGGGUGCCAGCAAGAGCUUGCAAGCUCUUAUCAUGGCUGGAAAUUCCAUAGGUGGAAAUAUUCCCAGUGAGAUCUUUCAAUUAAAACAGCUAGGAAAGCUUGACUUGUCUUCAAAUCAAAUAUUCGGUGAGAUUCCUCCCCGAAUUGGAAAUACCUCCAACUUGUACCUUUUAAAUCUGAGCAAUAACAAUCUUUCAGGGAUGAUACCAGUGGGAAUUGGAAAGCUUUCAAAUUUGAAUUCAUUAGAUUUGUCCAUGAACAACCUAAGUGGACCGAUCCCUCAUCAGAUAGGGGAUCUUUACAGGUUGUUCAAUUUGAAUUUGAGCAACAAUAACUUCUCUGGCAAAGUUCCAUACCAAAUUGGAAAUCUUGAGUUCUUGCAAGAAUUUUUAGACUUGAGCUAUAAUUUACUUUCUGGAGAAAUCCCUGUGGAUCUUAGUAAACUCAACAGAUUGAUAAGCUUGAACAUGUCUCAUAAUAAUUUUUCAGGUCCUGUCCUUGAUUCCAUAACAACAAUGUUAAGCUUGUCAAGCCUCAAUCUCUCUUACAACAUGUUAGAAGGUCCUGUAUAG
This is a messenger RNA of Prosopis cineraria, 1605 nucleotides long. RefSeq names its product MDIS1-interacting receptor like kinase 2-like. Gene Ontology annotation, molecular function: protein binding. The record is from RefSeq and is a predicted model, not a curated record. Lineage: Eukaryota; Viridiplantae; Streptophyta; Magnoliopsida; Fabales; Fabaceae. The coding region runs from base 1 to 1605 and encodes 534 amino acids. The transcript has 2 exons.